This is a messenger RNA of Juglans regia (Persian walnut), 1124 nucleotides long. RefSeq names its product 5-formyltetrahydrofolate cyclo-ligase, mitochondrial-like. Gene Ontology annotation, molecular function: 5-formyltetrahydrofolate cyclo-ligase activity. The transcript is spliced from 7 exons. Bases 37 to 897 code for a protein of 286 amino acids. Gene Ontology annotation, biological process: folic acid-containing compound biosynthetic process; tetrahydrofolate interconversion. NCBI's taxonomy places the organism in Eukaryota, Viridiplantae, Streptophyta, Magnoliopsida, Fagales, Juglandaceae. The record is from RefSeq and is a predicted model, not a curated record. Gene Ontology annotation, cellular component: mitochondrion.
CCCAAUCACAACGAAUUCCUACGCACGGCGCGAAGCAUGCUUCAUCGCUGUAGAGCGGGUAUGCUGAUGAUGAUGUGCAGUGCAAAGCAGGUUUUGCCGCUCACCCAGGCGCCCACGUUGGCAUCACCCAGUAUCGCCACGUUAUCACAUCCCGCUAACGUACGCCCACCGCAGGAUCUUAAUCGCUCCAUCGUAACCAUGACCACGAACAACGAUCCUCGCGAGGUCGAAGCCAUAUUUCAGCGCAAGCGGUCGCUUCGAUCCAAACUUCGCAAGGAGCUCCAGAACAUGGACCCAAUCCGAAGAUCUGAAGAAGAUAUAGCAAUUCAGAGUAUUGUUUUAGGAGCUCCAUGGUUUCAGGCUAGUAAGAGUUUGUGCGCUUAUAUCAGCUGUGCUGCUUUACGAGAAGUGGAUACAUCACGAAUUAUCUCAGAAGUUCUAUCCAAACCAGUUGAAGAUCAGAAAAAACUUUAUGUUCCACGUGUGGAGGACAGGAAUAGCAAUAUGAGAAUGCUCAGGAUUUCCAAUGUUAAUGAUCUGAUAGAAAAUUCGAUGCAUAUUUUGGAACCAUCUCUUGUAGAUUCUGACGGGAAACAAUGUGAAGAUGUUAUGGAGGCAAGUGAUCCAGUUGACUUGUUCAUCCUACCCGGUCUUGCAUUUGACAAAUCUGGAAGACGCUUGGGCCGUGGUGGGGGUUACUAUGAUCUGUUCUUUGCAAAGUACCAAGAGCUUGCAAAGAAGAAGAAAUGGAAGCAGCCUCUCCAUGUUGCACUGUCAUAUUCUCUGCAGAUCGUCGAAGAAGGAGACAUAGCUGUCACUUUCAAUGAUGUUCCAGUGGAUGCUCUGGUAUCCCCUGCUGGUUACAUACCUAUAAGCCAAGUCGCUUUGGACGGGUGAAUGAAUAGAAGUCAUCUUCUUUCCUGUGUAUAAAGAAAACUGGUCUCGCAUCUUUACCAGAUGGUGUCCUAUUAAAUUGAAGCAUGGAAAGUAAUUUCUCAUUCCCCUGCAUUGUUAAAUUAGUAUGUGGGCUGCUUGACAGCUUGCUGGUACCCUUUCAUUUGUCCUGUACUAGCCAGGAGGGAAUGAGUAUAGGCUGCUAUGGUUUGGCUGCUAUUUUCCUUAUA